This is a messenger RNA of Cynocephalus volans (Philippine flying lemur), 910 nucleotides long. It is a transcript of the gene MGST1, whose product is annotated as microsomal glutathione S-transferase 1. Gene Ontology annotation, molecular function: glutathione transferase activity. Lineage: Eukaryota; Metazoa; Chordata; Mammalia; Dermoptera; Cynocephalidae. Gene Ontology annotation, cellular component: mitochondrion; membrane. The transcript is spliced from 4 exons. The record is from RefSeq and is a predicted model, not a curated record. The coding region runs from base 117 to 584 and encodes 155 amino acids.
CGGCGCCUGCGUCCCUCCCGCUCGGUGAGACGCCCGCAGUGCCCGCGCCACCAGACGGCAGGGACGGGCUUGCUGCCACCACCUACCUCCUCGGCUUCACCACCAAAAUUGAAAAAAUGGUUGAGCUCACCCAGCUGAUGGAAAAUGAGGUAUUCAUGGCCUUUGCCUCCUAUGCAACAAUUAUUCUUUCAAAAAUGAUGUUUAUGAGUAUCGCAACUGCAUUCUAUAGAAUGACAAGAAAGGUUUUCGCCAACCCAGAAGACUGUGCAACCCUUGGCAAAGGAGAAAGUGCCAAGAAGUAUCUUCGAAUAGAUGACAGAGUGGAACGUGUACGAAGAGCCCACCUGAAUGACCUUGAAAAUAUUGUUCCAUUUCUUGGUAUUGGCCUUCUGUAUUCCUUGAGUGGUCCAGAUCUCUUUACAGCCCUUCUGCACUUCAGAAUCUUUGUUGGAGCACGAAUCUACCACACAGUUGCAUAUUUGAUUCCCCUUCCCCAGCCAAAUAGAGCUUUGGCUUUUUUUGUUGGAUAUGGAGUUACUCUUUCAAUGGCUUACAGGUUGCUAAAGAGCAAAUUGUACUUGUAAAGAAAAUCAUACCACUCAUCAUCCAAUGGGCUUUUAAGAAUUCUGUACUUCCAAGUUAGAAUGAAUACUUUCUUAGGUUUUAGGUAGAAGGGGAGAAGAGAAAUUAAGAAUCGGGGAAAACCCACUUUGAAUAUACCAUCAACAAUAUCCUUUAUUCUUAUUUUAUAUUUGCAUGAGAAAUUUAACAUAAUGAUUCUUAUGUCUUAUUCUUAAAGUACUGUGUUGUCAAUUUUGAUUAUGUUAUAAUUUAUAACAUUCAUUCAACAUGUUGUAUUUUGAAUCUAUAAAAAGAGUGAUUGCAUGUAUGAGAAAUCUGUAUUUUAGUA